ACGGUCUUGUUUGCACGCUACUACUAUUACUAUUACCACCACCAUCGACAAGCAGAACUGCCGUAGUAGCCGACAAGACCAUUCCACGCCCACACUCUAUUGCCUACACGCUUCGCACGUUUCCUCACGCGAAGUCCGUCUGCACAGUAAAAGUUGGCAGACCGUUCGUGCUCGACGUCUUUGCCGCAACUUAAAGUUUUCGCCACAGCACCGAAAAGUCGGAAAACGCGAACCGUUUCUUCAAAAGUGCGACGACGCGCCUCCUCAUCUGUUUAACUUUUAUAUGACAUCACUUCAAACAAGGAUACAGAACAAUGUAUAGCCGACAAAACCAAAAUCAAGGCGAAGCAAGACUAGAGUCUUUGCUGGACGACUUGCAAUCCACACUUCCCCGAAAUAAAAACAAUCCAUUGGUGGGCAACCCAUCGUCAACAGGUUACAGGGAGGUAUCAAAGAGCACUUCUAGGACUGUUGGAAAUGGUCAAACAGAAACUAAUAAAGAAUAUGAAAUAGAGUACCUUAAUCCGGGCAAUAAAUCUUCUGUACUCAACGAACGAUUACCAGAUCUUCAGUCGGUUGAUUUGUUGAGGCAGACUACUGGAGCCGGUGGUGGAAAGAAUGCCGGUGGUUACGAAACGGUCUCGUCCUAUGAGUACAAACAAUCUACUGAGACUAAAGGUUCGUUGCCCAGACAUGAAUUAAAAGGUAGUACCAACUUGAAGAAAAAUAUAUCAGAACUAGACUCUUUGUUGGAUGACUUAAACCAUUCACAAAGGACUGGAUAUUCUAGACACGAGUUAUCAACUAACGAGUCUACAAAUAUUAAACCUUUGAUGAGCAGUACGCCAUAUAAACAGUAUAGCAGCAAACAUGAAGAACAUAAAUACGGUAGCGUUAACAAAGCUCCUGUUACCAGCGAAAUUAUUUCCAAAUAUGAAAGUUCAACGUCCAGCGGAAAACCUUUAGGUCUGGAUGAAAUCGAUAAUGCUCACAGUUACUCUAAGUUACUAGAAAAUAAGGCACCAGGGACUUAUCAGACUUCCGUGUACUCCAAGGAAACAACGAAGAAAGUGAUUCCCGGUACUACAACCUAUACUUCUUAUGAGCCAUACAGUGUACCCCUCAUUGAGCCUGAUCAGUCCAAAGUGUAUAAUUACUCGGAGGAGUAUCGUUCGGAAAGUCAAAACCGAUCAUUCAGGGACGUUCCGCGGUCCCCAAGGACAUAUAGGCCAAGCUCUCCUAUACAUCAACCAUUAGAACCUAAAAGCUAUUCCAGUAUUGAUACUUACACAUCUAAAACCGUAUCACCUGGUCCUGUGCAGAAGUUCAGCCCAUCAGAUCCGAGCAGGAUCAACGAAGAGGUGUCUUGGGUCGCUCAUGCCACGCCCCCUGUAACCCGACGUUUCCCUGUGAGUGUGGAUAGCACACCACCUGGCCAGCAAACAGUUUACUCAUAUAAGUAUUCUAGCGAGACAAGACAAAACACCAAGUAUGGUACACCCAACGGAUAUACAUCUCCAGUUCAUCAAGAACAGUUGCCACUUAGACAAUCGCCAUUUCCUCGAGAGGAAAUCGAUUCGCCUGGACAGCAAAAACCGCCCAAAAAAUUGGACGAUCUAAUGGCAUCUUUUGGCGAUAAAACGGAAUACUAUCAUAGUGAACGUGAAUACCACACAAAUAAAUCCAAUGACUUCAACGACAGAAAUAAGAAUUAUCCAGCUGAAUAUACAGUACCUAUAAAGAAACCACAACCGGAAGCUACUCCAAAAGCACCAGAAAAAUUGACAGAAGUCAAUGAAACCGUUGUCACCCCGUCGGUAGCGGGACCAGCUGUGUAUUAUCCACCCGGCUCUACAACAUUUGUAAAGAAAGAAGAACAAAUGCAACAGCAGGGGCAGUUGGGUCGUGCACAGAUGAAAGCCAAAGGCAAAGGAAUGUAUAAAUAUAAAAGCAAAAACAAAUCCAAAGAAAAACAGAGUUCCGGUGCAACAGUAGUUCCUUGUUGCUUACCAAUGUGCUGUGCAAUGCCAUGUGUCAUAAUGUAAUUUUAUCAACGCACAUCCUAUACUAAAAUAAAAAACAAAAAUUUUAAAUUUUAAAUUUUUAUUACGAUUCAUAAUAUUUGUGUCACCGUCUAUAUUUUAAAUAAAAAAUAAAUGGAAGCUGUAUUACUAAAAUAGUUGACAUGCAUCCUCAAUAGUAUAUUUUGAAGUAUUUAGACUUCAAAAUGAUUAAAAAAUUUAAUUAUGAUGUAUUUUUUAUAUACCAUUGAGUUUUUUGACAUUUUUUGUUAGAGAUACAUUUUAUAUGAUUCACUUGUUCCUAUUUUUAACUGAAAUCAAAAUCUGAUAAACUAGGAUGCAUGUAUAGAGUUAUUUAAUUCCACAAAAAACCAUCAACUGUUAUAUAACAUAAUUUUCUACUCCUUGUGUUUAUACCAUUUUAAAACUUCUUCAUAAUUUGUACUAAAGUUGGUUGUAAUUUGUUGAAGUAGAACUUCCAACUCUUAUAUUAGGAUAAAUUAAAAAAUAAAACUAUAGAAAUUGCACAGUAGAUCAAGCAUUGUACAUAACAAUAAUAAAUUUGAUUAUACAUAUAUUUUUUUAUAUUUGAAACAACAAACAUAGUUUAUUAAUGAGUAUGAUGACAAUAUGUUUAGAUAAUACAUAAUUUUAUUUAUUUUACUAACAUUGUUUUAAUUUUAAUACUUAAUGACUUUGUUUUUUGUUAAAAACUGAUUGAUAAAGUAUACUACAAUACAUUAACAGGCGAUUUUAAAAUUAUUUUAUGAAAAUUAAAGCUUACAUACAUCUCUGUAACUCAGUAAAUAUAAUUAUUAUAAAAUAAAUAAAUAAUAAUAAUAAUUUAUGUUUAAACUAUUUAUAACUGAUGUAUAUAAGAUAAAACAAAUAAAUAUUUAACUGAAUCUAAAACUAUGACCUAUAAAUUUUAUAAAUGGAUAUCAUGAAGUUAAUGAAAGUUCUUAAAGUACAAUAAUCAAACAUUUAUAAUAAGAUAUUUUAAUAAUUUUAGCUAUAUGUAAAUGUUAGGGUGGAUUUUAAGUAAAACAUGAUUUUGGAUAGUUUUUAAUUGGCUCAAAUUAGUAAAAAAAAUAUUAACUCUAAUUUUUUCAGAAUUAGCCAUUAGCCAUUUUUAACUCUUUUUAUUUCAAAAAAUUUUGUUGGAACAAUUUUAGGUUGAGUACUCAUUGAGUUACAACCAUCGAUGUUUGUAAGAUCUUAGUACUUAGUGUGGGUAUGUAAUGAGGGUAGGUGCAGUUCGUACUGGUGUACAUAUGCAUCGUCAAUAUUCCAUACCCACUCAAUGAGUACUUGUUCUAAAAUUGUUAUCGAUCCAUCAACAAUUUUUGUAAGAAAAAAGACUAAAAAAAUAGCUGCUUUGAGUUAAAAAAAAAAAAUUAUUUUUAUUUUUUUUCUUAAUAGUGAUAAAUAAUAAAAAAUAUACUUUAUACAUAGUCUAAUAAGGCAAUAAUUAUUAAAAAAAUAUAUUAAAACAAAAUCAUAAUUGUAUGAAAAAUUAUAUGUAUCAGUUAGGUCUGAGACACUGAAGAUAUACAAAUUUAAUAAUCAAACAGUUGAUAAAGGAGGUGACAUAAAAAUUAGUUAUUUUGUUUUUCUAUUUAGAUCUAAGUAGUAA
Molecule: messenger RNA, 3657 nt
Organism: Daktulosphaira vitifoliae (grape phylloxera)
Lineage: Eukaryota; Metazoa; Arthropoda; Insecta; Hemiptera; Phylloxeridae
Exons: 10
Coding region: 315-2045 (576 amino acids)
Source: RefSeq, a predicted model, not a curated record